Vicia villosa (hairy vetch) is the source of this 954-nucleotide messenger RNA. RefSeq lists its product as uncharacterized. The coding region runs from base 1 to 954 and encodes 317 amino acids. NCBI's taxonomy places the organism in Eukaryota, Viridiplantae, Streptophyta, Magnoliopsida, Fabales, Fabaceae. The transcript has a single exon. The record is from RefSeq and is a predicted model, not a curated record. Gene Ontology annotation, molecular function: catalytic activity.
AUGCAUGAGUUUUGUGCACUUAGUUUUUGGAGCAACACGAAUAUUGGUUUCUCUUUCUCUAACUCCCUCGGCUUAUCGGGGGGGCUAAUAACGCUUUGGAAAAACGAGGCAUUGGAGGUUAUUCACAGUUUCAAGGGGGAAGGAUAUCUCGGAAUAAAAGUGAUAUGGAAGAGUUUUAUUUACUACAUUGUGAAUGUUUAUUCGUCGUGUAUUUUAUCUAAGAAGAAGGAGUUGUGGAGUAAGUUGUUAGAGUUGAAAGAGACUUUCACGGAUGGCGAAUGGAUUAUAGGAGGGGAUUUCAACGCCGUCAAACAUCGUGGCGAGAGGAAAGGGAGAACGUUAUAUGAUAACAAUAGUGGUAUGAGGCUUUUCGCCGAGUUUGUGGAGAAGAGUGAUUUGAUAGAAAUUCCUUGCAAAGGUAAGAAGUUCUCGUGGUAUAGUGGAGAUGGUAGGUCCAUGAGUCGCAUUGAUAGAUUUCUUCUUUCGGAAGUGAUUGUUGAUAGAUGGAAGGUUAUUGGCCAAAAAAUUGAAGAUAGAGAUUUAUCGGAUCAUUGCCCCGUUUGGCUCGUGAUGGACAACCGUGAUUGGGGGCCGAAGCCUUUUAGGUUCAAUAAUGAAUGGUUCUCUUUUGAUUCUUUUAUUCCUUUUGUGGAAAAAUCUUGGAAUGAGAUUAAAGUUGAAGGAAGAGGGGACUUCAUUUUGAAAGAAAAACUCCGACGCUUGAAAGAUUGUUUGAGGUGGUGGAACAAGAAUGUUUUCGGGAAGAUAGAUUUGAUGAUGGAGGAGGAUGUGAGAGAGAUUAAUUUAGGGGAUGAAAGGUUGGAACAAGAUUCUUUUGAUUCUUAUUCCGAUGUUGUUUUAGAUAGGAAGAAGGCUUCUAGUAGGUUUUGGUUGAAUUUGAGGAUAAAAGAAAAUAUGUUAGCUCAAAAAACCAAAUUGAGGUGGUUGAAAUAG